Trifolium pratense (red clover) is the source of this 1099-nucleotide messenger RNA. Its product is annotated as FCS-Like Zinc finger 5. The record is from RefSeq and is a predicted model, not a curated record. Lineage: Eukaryota; Viridiplantae; Streptophyta; Magnoliopsida; Fabales; Fabaceae. The coding region runs from base 299 to 775 and encodes 158 amino acids. The transcript is spliced from 2 exons.
AAAAUAAAAUGAAAAAGAUUGGUAUAGCCUGGUGUAUAGUACUGUAAUUUGAAAAAGAAAUGUUUAACGUGAGAUUUCAUUUCUAGUUAAUCAUUAACAUCACUCUUAUCAUCUCAUAAAUCAACGGUUCAGAUUCAUUCCUCAGUCUUGGGCUCUUGUUUUAUCCCCCCCUUACCUUCACUCUUUUCUUCCCUCACUCUCUCUCUCUCUGGAAAAAACCUUCUUCAUCAAUCUUCUUUCUUUUUCUACUUUUUCAAGCUAAGUAGUAGUAACAAAGAAAAGAAGAAAAAGUAAGAAGAUGAUGUUAGGAAAAAGACCUCGUCCUCCAAUGAAAAGAACAACAAGCUUGUCAGAAAUAACCUUCGAUCUGAACACAGUAAUUACUGCAGAGGAUGACCCUAACAAUAAUAACAACCUCUUCAACAACCUUCAUGGACCUGCAGGUGUUGGUCCGUACGGACUAUAUCCACCAACUUCACCUGGAAUCAACGGUUCAGAUCAGAGCAGGGGUUUGCCCACAGUUUCACCUAGAAAUCAUAGAAGAAAUUCCUGUGACAUGACUCACCCUGAUUUUUUGCGCUCUUGCUUUCUCUGUAAACGCCGUUUGGUUCCUGGCCGUGAUAUCUACAUGUACAAGGGAGAUAGUGCUUUUUGCAGUCUAGAGUGUCGUCAACAACAGAUGAAUCAAGAUGAGAAGAAGGAUAAGUGUUGUGUGGUAUCAUCAAAGAAAAAACUUGUGGUUACGGCUGGGUCUCAAGUUACCACAAAUUUGUAACAUAAUAUCCAAACAAGGAUUUAUUGAUGGCAUGCAAUAAUAAUUAGCCAUGUGUCCGUAAAUUAUUAUUUAAAUAUGUUAAAUAUUUAUAUUUACCCAGCUUCCUCUUUUUCUCUAUGAUGAUGAUCUCUUGGGAUUUUUUUUGUCCUUUUGUUCUGGCUUUGUAAUUUUCAUCUUGGCUAGAGUGGUUAAUUAUCCACUCUUCUUUGCUUGUUAGUAUAGUAGGCCAGUAUUUUUGAAGAAAAGGUUCGGUUGUAUUUUCCAUUGGAUUUUGGAUCAUAAUAUGUAUAAAGAAGAAGAAAAAAAAAUUAAUAUUGUAAUUCA